UAUUAGGACACUGUAUGUAUGUAUGUAUGUAUGUAUCUAAAAAGCUUAAAGUAACAGAAGAAACAAAAGAAAGAGACAGUGGGGAACAAUGAUUACAGUCUUUGUGUUUUGGAUACCAGCGCUUUGGUUUACAGGAACACAGGGUGAAGUGAGUCUUUGGCCCUUAGCUGUCAGAGAUGGAGAUAAAGUCAGUUUGCCUUGUCCAUUGAUGUGUAGCAUCUGGAGCUUUACUGGUUUAAAUGGUGCAGCAAAACAAGAGCUUAUUAAUCAAUUGACCAUUAAAGGAAAAGUUACGUCAGACAGACUGAGUGUGGACACAGACUGUUCUCUGGUUAUACACAAGGUAACAGUUGAGAAUGCUGGUUGGUACAGGUGCACAGUGCCUGACAAAACAGGGAGAACUCCUGGUUCUGCUCUUUCCAUUGAUCUUACUGUUGUUGUCAUCACUGAACAGAAAUAUGGAGGUAAUGUGACUUUAAACUGUUCUGUGUCGACUCCUACAAAGUGUGAUCAAGACAGUGUGAAGUGGAUCCACAAGAGCAUGGAUGUCAAUAGAGAUAGCUCAUAUGUAAAAAUAUCACAGUCUUUGUGCUCUGCUACUGUCACCAUUAUGAAUUUUACCUAUAGUAACAUAUCACCUUAUGACUUUAUGUGUGGAGUAACAAUGUAUACCAAAGUGGAGGUUUUUGCCUUCAGCCCUCACUCAUCAAGUGAAGAUACAAAUUCAACAACAACGUCUAAAAACAACACAAAUACAGUCACUGAAAAGAAACCUGGAGAUAAUAAGACCUCUAUCUUGACUCCUGAAAACUGUGAACACGCAAAAGUGAAGUGGAUCCAGAACAGCACAGUCUGGUGCAGGCUCAUUAUUGUGGUUGUGAGUUUGGCAGCACUCAUAGCGGUUGUUGUGAUCAUCAACAUAUUGACAAUAGCUGUUCCAAAGGCAAAAAUGGAUGGAAACAUGGUGUAUAAUGAGGAAGAUGAUGGAGCGGCAAAGCGUGAAAAUGUCCAGCCUUCUGAAGAGGUCUGAACAACAUCAGGGUGCUAUAUUUUUGCACAACUAAAAAAAAA
Messenger RNA from Oreochromis aureus, 1071 nucleotides. RefSeq lists its product as uncharacterized. NCBI's taxonomy places the organism in Eukaryota, Metazoa, Chordata, Actinopteri, Cichliformes, Cichlidae. The coding region runs from base 89 to 1030 and encodes 313 amino acids. The record is from RefSeq and is a predicted model, not a curated record. The transcript has 8 exons.